AUGGAAGAAAUGUGUGGCAGUUACAUCCAGUGCAACAUCACUGCAAUCAGCCAUAAUCCUAUCUGUGGGGGGCGCCUCCUGAUCCUGGUGAUGUGGCUGAACCUCGUGCCUCAGACAGACAGCUGCCCUGCCAAGUGUGUGUGCUACAGUGAGCCCAAGCCCACCGUGGCCUGCCAACAACAAGGACUGUUCUACAUCCCCACUGAGAUCCCUGUGCGUAGCCAGCGGAUAUUCCUCCAGAGCAACAAGCUGACGGAGGUCCGAUCCACCAGCUUCAGCUCCUGCCAUAAUCUCACCGUCCUCUGGCUCUACUCUAAUAACAUAAGCUACAUCGACGCCGGGGCCUUUUACGGCUUGGAAAAACUGGAGGAGCUGGACAUUGGGGACAAUAGCAACCUCCGCACAAUCAGCACCACGGCGUUUCGAGGUCUGACCAAACUGCACACGCUUCACUUGCAUAGGUGUGGUUUGUCCGAGCUCCCCGUUGGAGUUUUCCGUGGAAUGUUUUCCCUACAAUACCUUUACCUGCAGGAUAACAACAUCCUCACGCUGCAUGAUGAUACCUUUCUGGACCUUGCCAAUCUUACGUACCUCUACCUUCACAAUAACAAGAUAAAGAUAGUCACAGAUAAUAUGUUCCGCGGGUUAAUUAAUCUAGAUCGACUGCUGCUACACCAGAAUCGUGUUAUUUAUGUUGAACCAAGGGCUUUUAGUGAUCUUGGUAAGCUGCAAACCCUCUAUUUGUUCUUCAACAACCUUACCGUCUUAACAGGAGAGACUAUGGAGCCACUUGUUUCGCUACAAUAUCUAAGACUUAACGGAAACCAGUGGAUUUGUGAUUGCCGUGCAAGGACCUUGUGGGAAUGGUUCAAGCGGUUCAAAGGCUCCAGCUCAGAAUUGGAAUGUUAUGUACCGGAAUAUUUGGCACAAGAGGACCUGAAAACUUUAAAGAGUGAAGACUUGGAGGGUUGUGUGAAGAAGUUUCAAAUCCAGACCGAUCUCUUCAGCACCAAAGUCCAGUCGGGAAAAUUCCCAAGCGAAAUUCCUAUUGGGGACACUAUUCCGAGGUGUUGUCUUGGAGAUAAUGACAAGUCCUCCAUCUUGUCUGGAAAAUCCCACCAUAAUAACCCAGUGAAGGAUAAGGGGAACAUGUCUAAACCGAAAGCAGGAGAGACGGAGCGAACAAAAAAUGAAUCCCAGCACAAACAAAAUGACGGACCACUGGGAACGUUGUCCAACACGCUGGAAAACUCCUCCAACCUCAACCCGGAGUUUAUAGACAAUCCAGAAUCCUCAACAGCAUCAAAUAAAAAGAAAAAGAAGUGUUUGAAAAAGCCCAAAUCAGACGCCCAGUGCAUCAAAGGCCAGGGAUCGUCUUUGAAAGUUCUGCGGUUUCUUCUCAUUCCUACCAUCUGGAUAUCUCUAGCCAUGUCUUAG
Boleophthalmus pectinirostris (great blue-spotted mudskipper) is the source of this 1437-nucleotide messenger RNA. RefSeq names its product reticulon 4 receptor (gene rtn4r). The record is from RefSeq and is a predicted model, not a curated record. The transcript is spliced from 2 exons. Gene Ontology annotation, cellular component: plasma membrane. Lineage: Eukaryota; Metazoa; Chordata; Actinopteri; Gobiiformes; Gobiidae. Gene Ontology annotation, molecular function: protein binding. The coding region runs from base 1 to 1437 and encodes 478 amino acids.